Messenger RNA from Pocillopora verrucosa, 757 nucleotides. The record is from RefSeq and is a predicted model, not a curated record. Lineage: Eukaryota; Metazoa; Cnidaria; Anthozoa; Scleractinia; Pocilloporidae.
AUGGCCGCCAGCGGGAACUCUAUCAGAACAGCCGUUGAUUUAGACAACUUAAUUAAAGAAUAUACGUAUUUUGAAAAGGUAAUGAGACACACUGCACAGGAAAACAGCCGCCUAGAGAAGGAGAUACUAUUCCUUAAUAAGCAGCUUCAGUCCAGCCAGGAGGCUGAAAAGUUGUCCAUAGAAGAAGCUGGAAAGUUCAAGGCCAUGGUAGACAAUCUUCAGAGGAUCCUUUUACAAAGAUGUGACAAAGAAGAUUUAUUGGAACACAAAACUGAACUUUCUGAAGCACUUAAGAAUCAUAAGCAAGAGAUUCAGAGGGUUAGACAAGAGGAACUUCAACAAAAUAGGAAGGUAAUCACAACACUGGAGAAGUCCCUACAAGGAAAGGAAAGUCAAAUACAGCAACUCGAGAAGCAGCUGGCUGAUAUGAGUCACUUGCACCAAACAGAAAUAGUCAAGCUUCGCUUAGAGUUUGACGAAAAAAUAUUAAAACUGCAACGUGAAAGAAAUAAUGCCAAAGCUCAGGCUGGCCAAUCGUUUAACGCCAACACCGACAUUUUCCGAAAGAAACUUCAGUUUGCCAAAGCCGAGGCACAAAAAGAAAUAAACUCCUUGAAAAGUCAAGUCGCCGAGCUGGAAAGAAAGUUAACGAUGCGCCAGAUGCCAGCCUCUAAAAGAAAAUUGUUCUGACAUAUGGAGCAUACGCCGGUGAUAUCUGCAACCGUUCCGAUCAUCGACUAGGUUAUUUUGAUAACUG